Messenger RNA from Puntigrus tetrazona (Sumatra barb), 900 nucleotides. RefSeq names its product lipoyl(octanoyl) transferase 2 (gene lipt2). Gene Ontology annotation, cellular component: mitochondrion. The record is from RefSeq and is a predicted model, not a curated record. Lineage: Eukaryota; Metazoa; Chordata; Actinopteri; Cypriniformes; Cyprinidae. The transcript has 3 exons. Gene Ontology annotation, molecular function: lipoyl(octanoyl) transferase activity. Gene Ontology annotation, biological process: protein lipoylation. Bases 208 to 870 code for a protein of 220 amino acids.
UCUGUCCUGACAGUAUGGCAGCGUACAGUAAGACAUGACUCUCCUUUAAGUUCACGUUUGUUUUUUAUUCGCUGGAUCUGGUGUUAAAGCUGAUGUGAUGAAGACGUUACAGUUAGUGCUGGAUUCCUCUUGAAAUCUUUGUUCAUCCGCAGCGCUUUCUUUUACUUCACUAACACAUUUCCCCAACUGAGCUCGAGCGGGGCCACGAUGAGAGCCGCUAGGGCAGUGGUGAAGGUGGUGCGUUUAGGGAGGACUUCCUACAGCAGCGCCUUGAAGGUCCAGCAGCAGCACGUGAAGCAGCACCUGGACUCGUCCGGCGCCAGCCCAAACACUUUACUGCUGUGUGAACACGAGCCCGUGUACACCGUGGGCAUCAGACGGGCCCCGUAUCCUCCCGAGGAGGAGCGGAGGCUCCGGGCGCUGGGAGCAGACUUCUUCCCAACCAACCGAGGAGGUCUGAUAACGUUUCACGGUCCAGGUCAGCUGGUGUGUUAUCCCGUCCUCAACCUGGCCUGCUUUAAGAAGAGUGUGAGAUGGUACGUGUGUGAACUGGAGAGGACGGUGAUCAACAUGUGCAGUAAAUUUGGGAUCGAAGCCUCCACUUCUCCGGACACGGGUGUCUGGGUGGGCGACAACAAAAUUUGUGCAAUUGGUAUUCAUUGCGGAAGAUACAUCACCUCCCAUGGACUGGCCCUUAACUGCAACACAGACAUGAGUUGGUUCGAGAACAUUGUGCCAUGCGGGAUUGUGGGUAAAGGUGUGACAUCACUGAGCCGAGAGCUGGGACGGGACGUCCAGACCGAGGAAGCCUUACCAAAACUGCUGGAAGCCUUUUCUGAACAAUUUAACUGCACUUUAACAUACAAUUAAUAAAUGUAUAAAUGCAUUCAAGCGUUUGAA